AUGGCUCCAACAAGUCUACCGAUAGACCUAAUCCCUCUCAUUCUCUCUCAUAUCUCAUCUUCGCCAUCUGCUCUACUUCCGUUGAUGUUAACUAGCCGUACCUUUUGUAGUUUUGUAGCACCAUUGCUUUAUUCUAAACCGUUUCACGUAUGCCACCCCAAGUCAUAUUCUCGACUCGUGCGCCUAUAUGUUAGUUACAUCCCAGAAUGUAAUACGCCGUUCCCAUCGUUGGAUAGACAACCAUGGUGGAUCGAAGCUGGACAUUUUUAUGACUAUCCUGAAUAUUUACAAGCGCUAUCAGAUGAAUUGGUAUCUACUGCUUGUAAAGCUUACUUGAAGGAUGAAAAUUAUAGAACAUUAAAUACAAGAGGAGAUAAUUACAAUAAUCAAAAUGUCAGCAGCGUCCAAUUCAGAUUGAUACGAAUGUUACUACACAGAAGUACUCAAUUACGGCAUUUGGAAUUGAGAUGCCCGAUACAAUAUUUGUCAAAUACGCCGGGAGAUGAUAUAGUCGAGGUAGCUGCACGUACCCAAAAAAUGUUGAGUACUAUUAUCGUAUGGGCUGAUGAUGAGAAGAACAACGAGAUAAAAUUGCGUAAAAGAGUAAAUAAUAGAGAUAGUAUGCGGAACGUACCCGGGUCGUUUUUUUAUUUCCUUGCAGGCGAUUCCAAAAUUGCCUCUCUUGUCAGAUCUCAGCUCAACCUCCAUCGUUUCGUUCUUCACAACUGCGACAUCGGAUGCGGAGGCAUCAUGAGAUCUCUCCUGCAGAGGAGUUCUCAAUUAAAUGAAAUAGAGUUUUAUGAUUGUUAUUUUGAUGACUGCGAUCUUAACGCAUGGUUAAGGAAAUAUCGUGGGUUCAGAGUUGAUAUGAGUGCGGGCAAAGACAAAGAAAGCAAAGAGAAAAAAGGGGCAAACUUGAGCUCUUGUCUAUCCAUGCGGAAAAUAAACGAAGGCAUACAAUGUGGGUUAUGUGAUAAGUAA
Paraglomus brasilianum is the source of this 981-nucleotide messenger RNA. NCBI's taxonomy places the organism in Eukaryota, Fungi, Glomeromycota, Glomeromycetes, Paraglomerales, Paraglomeraceae. The record is from the annotation of a GenBank genome assembly.